AUGCCCGCCAACACAUGCGUCAAGCGCGCUCUCAGCGUCAUGGAAAAAGAUCCCUCCAAAAUCCUAAGCGUCACCUACAACGGCACCACCAUCACACCCAAACAAUACCUCCCCCGAUCCGAAGCUCAAACCGCCCCCUCCCUCUCCCUCUCAACUCCCCCUUCCACCUCCACCCCCACCCCAACCUACCUCCUCAUCAUGCUCGAUCUCGACGCGCCCUUCCCCUCCCUCCCCCUCCUCGGUCCCAUCCUCCACUGGAUCCAACCCGGCUACACCGCCACCCCCAGCGGUCUCCUAUCCACCAACGAGCCCUUUGUAGCGAAUUAUAUCGGUCCUGCUCCUCCUCCAGGUAGUGCUCCACAUCGAUAUUCCUCCUACUUAUUUGAACAGCCAGAGGAUUUCGAUGGCGGGAAAUACGCACCAGCUGCGGGGAAACCGCUGAGUAAUUGGUACCGCAUGCGCUUCGAUUUGGAUGGGUGGCAGAAGAUGGUGGGGCUGGGGGAACCCGUUGCUGUGAAUUGGUUUUUGAGUAAUUAG
Molecule: messenger RNA, 537 nt
Organism: Botrytis fragariae
Lineage: Eukaryota; Fungi; Ascomycota; Leotiomycetes; Helotiales; Sclerotiniaceae
Product: putative protease inhibitor protein
Exons: 2
Coding region: 1-537 (178 amino acids)
Biological process (GO): regulation of proteolysis; regulation of Ras protein signal transduction
Molecular function (GO): phospholipid binding; peptidase inhibitor activity
Source: RefSeq, a predicted model, not a curated record